This is a messenger RNA of Juglans regia (Persian walnut), 2656 nucleotides long. Its product is annotated as ABC transporter B family member 26, chloroplastic-like. Gene Ontology annotation, cellular component: membrane. Gene Ontology annotation, molecular function: ATP binding; ATP hydrolysis activity; ABC-type transporter activity. Gene Ontology annotation, biological process: transmembrane transport. The transcript is spliced from 19 exons. The coding region runs from base 48 to 2276 and encodes 742 amino acids. The record is from RefSeq and is a predicted model, not a curated record. NCBI's taxonomy places the organism in Eukaryota, Viridiplantae, Streptophyta, Magnoliopsida, Fagales, Juglandaceae.
UGUCCCUGCGAAAAGUUUCGUUGCGUCCAGAUUACCGAGACAACCCUAUGCACUUCUCCAAUUUGCAUCUCCAUGGCCAUCUCCCACCCCAACCUCUGCUCACUCGGUCUAGUUUCCCACGUAGAAAGCAUUUCCCAAUUUCCAUUCCAAAAACCUCAACUAGACCCCAAUCCGCAUUUCCCUUCGCAUGCCACGGCACCAAACCUAAAUGCCGACGCUUCGAAAUCCGAAACUCAGUAUUCGCGGACCCGAAGAAUGGCAAAGACAGUGAGAAGGUUCCUGAAAGUUGGGUCGGUCUUGUUGGGUCGGUUUUUCCCGGUGGUAGUUGGUGGAAUCUACGGGAAAACGACAAUGUGGAAAUCACAGCGGCGAAGCCAAUCACGGUUAUUCUCGCUCUCCGUCGAAUGUGGGAAUUGAUAGCUGAGGAUAGAUGGGUUGUUUUUGUUGCAGUUGGUUCCCUGGUCGUCGCUGCGCUUUCAGAAAUAUCAAUACCAAGUGUAUUGGCAGCGUCAAUCUUUUCUGCACAGAGUGGUGAGACCAUGCUGUUCUCUAGGAACUCACAAUUUUUGGUUAUAUUGUGUUUUACAUCGGGGAUAUGCAGUGGUCUGCGAAGUGGCUGUUUUGGAGUUGCAAAUAUGAUCUUGGUUAAGCGUCUCAGGGAAACUUUCUAUUCAGCUAUUCUUUUUCAGGAUAUAUCCUUUUUCGACAGAGAAGCAGUUGGUGAUUUGACGAGCAGGAUCGGGGCAGAUUGUCAACAACUGUCUCGUGUUAUAGGGAAUGAUGUUCAUCUAAUAUUACGCAAUGCUGUUCAGGGUACAGGUGCAUUGAUCAAUCUGCUGAAUUUAUCUUGGCCUCUCGCAUUAUCAACUUUGCUGAUAUGCUCUGUUCUAUUAACGAUCUUUCUGUUUUAUGGACAGUACCAAAAGAGAGCUGCAAAAUUAACCCAAGAGUUCACUGCUGAUGCCAACGAAGUUGCACAAGCAACACUAUCUUUAGUGAGAUCAGUCCGGGCUUAUGGAACUGAAAGGAAAGAAAUUGGAAGGUACAAGCAAUGGCUGGACAAGUUAGUUUUUAUUAACUUUCGAGAAAGUGUGGCUUAUGGAUUGUGGAAUAUGAGUUUCAGUACCCUAUACCGCUCGACGCAGGUUAUUGCGCUACUGUUGGGAGGAAUGUCUAUUAUGAGUGGUUAUGUGUCAGCUGAACAACUUACUAAGUAUAUACUGUACUGUGAGUGGUUAAUUUAUGCAACUUGGAGGUUCACAGAUAGUUUAUCAUCAUUACUACAGUCUGUCGGAGCUAGUGAAAAGGUCUUCCAGUUAAUGGAUCUCUUGCCUAGUGACCAAUUUUUAUCAAAAGGUGUGAAGUUGGAGAGGGUGAUGGGAAAUAUUCAAUUUGUAAAUGUAUCUUUUCACUAUCCUUCAAGGUUAAUGGUGCCCAUUCUAGAAGACAUAAACAUCUCCGUGCAAGCAAGCGAAGUGGUUGCAAUUGUUGGCCUAAGUGGUAGUGGAAAAAGCACAAUUGUCAAUCUUUUACUCCGUCUUUAUGAGCCAAUUAAUGGUCAGAUCUAUAUUGAUGGUCUCCCCCUUAGAGAGUUGGAUAUCAGGUGGCUGAGACAAAAAGUUGGAUUUGUUGGACAGGAACCUCAUCUCUUUCAUAUGGACAUCAAGUCAAACAUCAGAUACGGUUGCUCUAGACACGUUGAACAGGAAGAUAUAGAACGGGCUGCGAAGCAGGCCUAUGCUCAUGAAUUUAUCUCAUCUCUUCCUGCUGGUUAUGAUACCCUUGUUGAUGAUAAUUUGCUCAGUGGGGGACAGAAGCAGCGGAUAGCUAUUGCUAGGGCCAUUCUUAGAGACCCUGCUAUUCUGAUCCUUGAUGAAGCCACCAGUGCACUAGAUUCAGAAAGCGAACAUUAUGUUAAGGGGGUUCUUCAUUCGUUUAGAAAUGACAUCAAAGCAAACAGAACCGUCAUUGUAAUAGCACAUAGGCUCUCUACCAUCAAAGCUGCUGAUAGAAUCAUAUUACUGGACAGUGGUCGAGUCAUUGAGACGGGUGAUCACACAGAGCUGCUCCUGAAGGACGGCUUGUAUGCGCGAUUGUUUAAAGCUCAAAGAGGAACAAAAAACCUAGAUUUCCGAGAGAACAAGCAGCGAAGAAAGUUGUCAAUGAGCCCCCAGUUCUGGAUUAUACUGAUAAAAGACAAAAUCUUAGAGCAGAGAAAUGAUAACAUGGUGCUGGUGGCGCAGCCAUUGCAAAUAGGACUCUUGCAAAGCUCUUGAGCAAGACUGCAUAUUACAUAUUGUUUUUGUCAAUGGCGUGUAACCGCCCUUCUGGUUUGACUACAUGAGAGGAACAAUAGAUGAAACUUCAUACUACCGGGGAGACGGAAGGAGGAGGUUUAAUCUGCAGCAUAAUACAUGAUAGAUUUGUAGCUUGUCUCCCUCUCUCUCCCUCUCCCUUUGAAGAUUUAUGUAAAUUCAUGUAGAACCCGACAUUUUGCCAAUCAAACUUUUGUUUCGUUAUCCAUUGAUCUACAUUUUUUUCCCCGGGAUUUAUGAAAGGAUGGAUGUAAUUCUCACUCUCAGUUGAAGCUGAUGUUGUAUCAUUCAAAAUGGAUCACCCCCUUCCUUUUCAGGGGGAGACCUUAUUGUUUGUUGUA